Triticum turgidum subsp. durum (durum wheat) is the source of this 360-nucleotide messenger RNA. Lineage: Eukaryota; Viridiplantae; Streptophyta; Magnoliopsida; Poales; Poaceae. The record is from the annotation of a GenBank genome assembly.
AUGGUGGCCAAGGACUCCAGGUGCCUCAGCCACAUGUUUGCCGCCGAGAUAUUCAUGCACCGGUUCCUGCUGUCGAGCGCGAUCCGGACCAUGAACCCGGAGGAGGCCGACUGGUUCUACACUCCGGUGUACACGACCUGCGACCUUACUCCGUGGGGCCAUCCCUUGCCCUUCAAGUCCCCGCGGAUCAUGAGGAGUGCGGUUCAGUUCAUCUCAUCACACUGGCCUUAUUGGAACCGGACGGCGGGAGCUGAUCAUUUCUUUGUCGUGCCGCAUGACUUUGGGGCAUGCUUCCAUUAUCAGGUGAGUCAUAGAGCACACAUGGGAAACCUGAAUCUUCCUACUAUAUAUUACCACUGA